UAGUGACUGUGCUCAACAGCCGGUGAACAUCGCCGCAAGAGGAACUCACGAACUACCAAAACAUACGGCCACAGAUAUUUUCAUAAUGGCGCUAAUACUACAAUAUAUAAAUGAUAUGCAAAGCUUUAUGGAUAAAUAUGGAGACCCUCGGACAAAUCCAUGGUUCCUGAUGAGCUCUCCAUUCCCUACAUUAUUAAUAUGUCUAAGUUAUGUUUAUCUAGUCAAGGUUUUAGGGCCCCGGUUUAUGGAAAAUAGAAAACCAUUUGAAUUAAAAAAUGUUUUAAUAUUAUACAACUUUCUACAAGUACUCUUCAGUGCAUGGUUAUUCUAUGAGAUCGGGGCCGCUGGCUGGUUCACAGGCAGGUAUAACUUUCACUGUCAGCCGGUCGACCACUCCAAACAUCCACAAACAAUGAGGAUGGUACAUGCAUGUUGGUGGUAUUAUUUCUCAAAGUUUACGGAGUUUUUUGAUACGAUCUUCUUUGUAUUAAGAAAGAAAUUUGAUCAUGUGUCUACCCUCCAUGUGAUACACCACGGAGUGAUGCCGAUGUCUGUAUGGUUCGGUGUUAAGUUCACUCCUGGCGGCCACUCCACCUUCUUCGGCUUGUUGAACACUUUUGUACACAUCGUCAUGUAUACAUACUACAUGUUGGCCGCUAUGGGACCUCAGAUGAGGAGGUACUUGUGGUGGAAGAAAUAUCUUACUACCCUACAAAUGGUGCAAUUCAUCGGCAUCAUGGUGCACGCUUUCCAACUGUUGUUCAUCGACUGCGACUACCCGCGCGCCUUCGUCUGGUGGAUAGGCAUGCACGCUGUCAUGUUCUUCUUCCUAUUCAAAGACUUCUACAACCAGUCAUACUCCAAACCUAAGGUCCGUGCGAAGUCACCGCAACCAGUAACAACGGAAAUAAAGGAGGUGUACAAGAAUGGUUCUCUGAAGAACGGUUACACGAAUGGUCAUACAAACGGUGCGGGUACGUUCGUGCGAGCGCGCACCGUACUGCCCGCGGGGAACUGACCGCGUUGCAGCCGGGGUACGACUCGGACCCUGAUGCAAGGCUACAUAUGUGACAUGUGACAGUGGAACUCAGUGUUACCUCUCGUGUUACCUCCCGUGUAGUGCAGUGACGUGGACCAAAGUUCAUAUUAUUGAUUGUAAGAUGUCCAGCGUUCAUAUAGAACGUUGUCUCAAAUGUUACCGCCCGGCUUCAUACAUGCAGCUACUCUCUGUUUAUGGAUUUGUAUGUAUUAUUUAGGCUAACUGUUAGGUUCAGAACGCACUUUCAUUGCCUUGACAUUAAAAUCAUGGUGAUGUUACUUUUUAAUUCUAUAUUAUUGAAUAAAAUAUCUAUGUUCGAGACUUUGAUUAUAGCACAAAUAUGAAAUAUUUUAUUGUAAUAAAGAUUUAACGGUCAAUUAUAAGCCCAAGUUAAUUCAGGGUUAAUAUUCUUGAACAUCAGGUUUCAGAAUGUACUAAUAAUAAUCAAACAUUUUGGAGAUUUUAAACGAGCUUAAUGUCUUCAUAGUCCACACAAGCCUGAGGAUGUAAUAAGCAUUAUUCAUCCAUUGCCCGGGACGGUCACGAGAUGAUAUACAAUAUAAUGAUCGUAUUCGGGCAAAGAUGGCGGAAUUGUGCGCCUGCGCGUUAGUCUUUUGCCGUAACUUUAAUGACUCUAAUCAAAUUAGCAUGAGAUUUUGUGUUUGCAAAAAAAAUUAACAACCAGCGAGUUGUUUAUAGAUGUAUAUAUGUAUAAUGU
Messenger RNA from Papilio machaon (common yellow swallowtail), 1757 nucleotides. RefSeq names its product elongation of very long chain fatty acids protein AAEL008004. The record is from RefSeq and is a predicted model, not a curated record. The transcript has 9 exons. Gene Ontology annotation, biological process: fatty acid elongation, polyunsaturated fatty acid; very long-chain fatty acid biosynthetic process; fatty acid elongation, monounsaturated fatty acid. Gene Ontology annotation, molecular function: fatty acid elongase activity. The coding region runs from base 86 to 1018 and encodes 310 amino acids. Gene Ontology annotation, cellular component: endoplasmic reticulum membrane. Lineage: Eukaryota; Metazoa; Arthropoda; Insecta; Lepidoptera; Papilionidae.